AUGACAGAGCAAGAUAUACAGACUGAUGAUUUGCAGAUUUGCCCAAUAUGCCAUAAAAUGCGUCAUCUUGGAAUAUUAGAAACAUGCACAAAAUGCAAAACAGAGCUAAUUCAUGAUAAAUCAAUUUCAAAUGCAGGUUUUUGUCCUAUUUGCGAGCCUUUAAUACCAAAUCAGAUUCUCGAAGAAUGCUCACUAGCAAUUGCUCAAGCAGCACCUGAAGAAAUUGGCUGCACAAUGUCGUCAAAAGAGAAAAAAGCAAAGAAGUAUUAUAAAUCAAUGAAUACAUGGAUAGAUACAAUAGAAGAGUUGAAUGAUAUAACAAAUGAUUCCCCCAUUCCAGAUGAUAAUAUGGAAGCAAGUUGUUGUAUAAGAUGGGCCACUUAUAUCUCUUUUAUAGCAAAUCUCCUUUUGCUCGUUGCAAAAAUUGUGGCCGUAACAUCUUCUGUUUCAUACACAAUUAUUUCAUCUGUUACAGAUUCUGCCCUUGAUAUUAUUGCAGGAACAAUCAUAUCAUGCACUGCAGCCCAUUCGACUUUCACACGAGAAGAUCUUGAUAAGUUUCCACUUGGUAAAUCUCGAGUUCAUGUUGUAGGAAUUCUUAUUUUCUCGGUUCUUAUGGCAGCAUGUGCAACAUAUCUCAUAUUACAAUGUAUAUUAUCCCUCAUUGGCCACCAAGUACCUGAAAAAACAACCUUAUCGGCGAUUGUUAUUAUGGGUGCAACAAUUGCAAUCAAAUUGACAAUGGCAAUAGUAUAUUAUCUUCUUGGACAUCCAAUUACUAAAACCCUUGCAGAAGAUCACAGAAAUGAUGCAAUUACAAACUCUUUUGGAUUGUUUAUGUAUUGGGGAUCAUCAAAAAUUGGUUGGUGGAUGGAUUCAGCAGGUGGUAUUAUUCUAUCAUGUUUCAUUGUUUUUUCAUGGACAAUGAAUGCUAUAGAGAAUGCAAAGAUGCUGCUUGGAAAAUCCGCUCCACCAGAUAUAAUAAGAUCAAUCACUUAUGUUGCUGCUCAUCAUCAUCCUCUAAUCUUGUCUGUUGAACAAGUUAUAGCAUUUCAGGCUGGUCCUUUGUAUCUUACUGAGCUUCAUAUCGUUGUUCCGGGAAAUCUUCCAUUGGAACUUGCUCAUUGGAUUGGAGAAAGCCUACAAUUGAAAGUUGAAAGAAUGCCAUAUAUUGAACGAGCGUGGGUUCACGUUGAUUGCGAAUCUCAUAAUGAAAAUGAACACGUUCUUUUUAUGAGAGCAUCAGGAAAACUUGAGCAAGAACCCCACGUCGAGCACAAUUCAGUUGAACAUAAUACUCAAGAUGCAAAUGAAUAA
Messenger RNA from Trichomonas vaginalis G3, 1317 nucleotides. RefSeq names its product cation transmembrane transporter protein. Gene Ontology annotation, cellular component: membrane. Gene Ontology annotation, biological process: monoatomic cation transport; transmembrane transport. Lineage: Eukaryota; Parabasalia; Trichomonadida; Trichomonadidae. The record is from RefSeq and is a predicted model, not a curated record. Gene Ontology annotation, molecular function: monoatomic cation transmembrane transporter activity. The transcript has a single exon. The coding region runs from base 1 to 1317 and encodes 438 amino acids.